This is a messenger RNA of Nothoprocta perdicaria, 3604 nucleotides long. It is a transcript of the gene HPS3, whose product is annotated as HPS3, biogenesis of lysosomal organelles complex 2 subunit 1. The coding region runs from base 29 to 3058 and encodes 1009 amino acids. Gene Ontology annotation, cellular component: cytoplasm. The record is from RefSeq and is a predicted model, not a curated record. Lineage: Eukaryota; Metazoa; Chordata; Aves; Tinamiformes; Tinamidae. The transcript is spliced from 17 exons. Gene Ontology annotation, biological process: organelle organization.
ACCCGGCGGCGCGGCCACUGAGGCGGCCAUGGUGCAGCUCUACAACCUGCACCCUUUCGGGUCGCAGCAGGUGGUGCCCUGCAAGCAGGAGCCGGCGCACUUUUGCUGUGGCCAGGACGAACUCUUUGUGGCCUGUGCGGCGGCCAGCUGCGGGGUGGAGGUGUUCGCCGUGCGCGAGCAGGGCCGCUGCGAGCCUCUGGGCUCCUUCGCCACGCUGGGAGCCGUGCUGCGCAUGGCGCACAGCCGCGCAGGAGACUAUGUGGUAACAAUUGAAGAGAAAAACAAAGCAACUUUCUUAAGAGCAUACACGAACUGGAGAUGCAUGUCAUCUGGGAGCCCUCGCGUGUGCGUCCGCAUGGUGGGUCACAAGAUGGAAGAGUCAUACACUGAGGCCUUGAAAGAACAGAUGUCAAUUGUGGAAAUGCCACUUUCAGAUCCUCCACUGUGCGUUUCGUGUUGUCCUGUGAAUGGAAAUCUUCUUGUGGGCUGCAAAAAUAAACUGGUUAUGUUCAGUUUGAAAUACCUGGUCAUAAACCCAAACUUCACUGUUUUGGAUUUUGAACGCUCCUUAAUUUUACACAUUGAUAAUGUAAUUCCAGCUGAAGUUGCAUUUUGUAGCAGAUAUAUAGCCGUAACAACGGAGCUGGAUGUCCUGAUGCUGAAACUGGAACUGGCCCAGCAAGAUACGGACAGCAUGGGGCAACGUGCAUGUGAUGCUAAUACACUGCAGGCACCUGUGGACAGAGGUAUGAAAGAUGAUGGCCCUUCAGAGCAUACUGUGCAGCUUGAGACAGAUGAAUUUGUCAUCUGUCAGAAGCCAGUGGAACUGCUUGGGGAAGAAAGUAAGUCAUGUGAGAUACCCAUYGUGCUGGAAUCAACAGGAUUAGCUACAGAAGGUACAGAGUACUUCCAAGUGCGGUAUCUGCUUUUCAGACGGUUUACACCUGACCAGUCGCCUUUUGGCUUUUGUGAAGACACAAAGUUGCACUCUCUUCAGCUGCUUCCUAUGUACCAGACAGGUAGUUCUGUGAAAGCCCAUGGAGAAACUGAGAACGAGAGAGAGCUAUUGAGUCUCUUUUGCUUUUUCUCUUUACCUCAUGUUGGAUACCUCUACUCUGUUGGGAAGUUAGUAGAACUGAUCUCUACUUACUACUAUUCAGAAAAGUCAGAGCAGGCAGUGCUCACUCCACAAUUCCUGCAUGUCAUUACAAGUGAGAACUUACAGUGUUUCACAGUGCGAUGCAGUGCAGCAGCAGCUCGUGAUGAGGAUCCGUACAUUGAUACGACUGUGAAGGCUUGUCCACCUGUGUCACUAGAUGUCUGCACAUUAAGAAUGCAGCUUUUUAUAGGACCAAGAGCUAUCUGUCAUUUCAAAAACCAUGUAAUACUUCUGAUUAAGGCCGACACAGAAGAUAUUACUGAAAGAAGAAAACCUACAAGGAGGAUGCUUUCCAGAAAGACUGGCGGCAUCAAAUCCAGAAAAAAUCCUGAUUCAGAAUCUGGCUGGAAUUUAUAUAUUGUAAACACUGUUUCGACUGUCCAGCUUUAUAGAGAAAUGGUGGAUUAUAGUAGAACAUAUGAAAAUGUAAAAACUGAGAGUUGCAUCCAUCUUUUAAGUGAAGCUCACUUAUUAGUCAGAGCAGCUAUAAUGGACCCCGGUUUCUUUAAAGCAGAUGAUAAAGAAGAACUUCUAACAGCAUUUAGAGAAAGCUGUGCUUUUCUAGGAGACUGCUACAGCAGGUUUGACACAAAGGAUUACCACCUUGCUUUGCCUUACUACAGAAUGUCUGGUUUAUCCAUGAUGGAAGUUUUAGAGAGAGUAGUUUCACAAGGUGAUGAAAAACAGAAAUAUGAAAGAGGAUUUAUAUUUUACUUAACUCACUCUCUUAAUGAAGAUUUAAAUGAAGAAUUAAGUCAGGAAUUGACAACUAAAAUUAUUCAAAUAUUCUAUCUUACUGAACCUGUCCAGCUGCCACAUAUCAUCUGCACUCCCUGCAUGAGAAAUGUCUGCCCUUCAACAGCCAUGAGUUAUCUUCAGAAGACAGAAAAGAUCGUGCCAUCAGUGGUCCUAACACUUACCAAGGCUUUCAUGGCUCUGAAAAUGGGAGAUCUGAUGAUGUAUAAGCGUGAGAUGGGCUCCUAUAAGGAAACGGUACUGGCCUUUGGCUUCAUUGGGCAGCCAAAGCUCUUGAGACAGCACAAGGAAGGAAUUGUUAUUCCGACUGAAUUUGCUGUUCAUCUGAAGAAGACACAGCCUGGGUUACUGGUGGCUGCCAUUGUGGCUUUAUAUGAGAACAGUAAAAUGGAACUGGAAGAAGCAGAUACCUUUUUCAAGACAUUGUGCGGUAGCAGUGAAAACACUGUCCCUCAGCUCUUAGUGGAUUUUUGGGAAGCUCUUCUUGUAGUAUGCACUCAGGAAGAAGCGCUUCAGAAACUCUUACUAAGGUUAAUUUGUCAGUAUGUUUGCAGAAUAUCAAAGAGGGAAUUUCCUGAGACCAAACCACUGAAAACAACAGAGGAUCUUAUAAAUUCCUGUAAUCAUUUCGGGUUGAUUUUCCCCUGGGUAAUUUCCAUAAUGGCAGUGGGAUCCCCAUCUGAUCAAGAUUAUCCUGAAGAUAUUUCAAAACUACAGUCUAUUUUAUGUAGUCAAUCAAUCAAUGUAGCUUCAGCUCUGCCUUUCUUGGAGCCUCUGUCAGAGGAUGGCAAUGUUGGCCUCACCAUCCGUGUUCUCUGCAGUACACGUCUAGGAAAGUAUGAGGAUUCCCUCGACCUGCUUUUGAACAAAUGUCCUGAUGCAGUUGUUCUGUAUGCUCAACAUGAACUGAAAGAUGACAGUCUGGCUCUGUGGUGGAACAAGCUGCUUCCUGAACUUUACAAGAGAACCAGACUUACUGGAAAUUACUGUCCUGUUCAUAUUUCCUCACUUAAAGAAGCUUUAUCAGUUGUUACUAUGGAACUGGAACUAAGGGAUUUCCUCAAUGUUAUACCAGAGGAUGGAACUGCAGCGUUUUUCCUGCCACAUCUUAUUCACUGCAGCCAAAGGAAACCAUUGACCUAAAGCUGGUGAAAAAUCUACUAUGCACUCAAAUACCAAGAAUGCACUGGAAUAAAAAAGGAAAUGGAACAGCAGAACUACACAGAAAGCUUUGUGGGACUCACUCUACACAUUAGCCACUCUAUGGCCAUGUUGAAAUCUUAUUAAUGGAAUGACAACUACCGUCUCAUGCUAAAGCUAAGCAUCUCUUUUGAUAGAAAAAAAAAUACUAUUGUACACUGAUAGAACUUGGCUAUCCCAAGGAAUUCCUGUCAGGUAAAACUUUAUGGUGGUUGGUCAGGUGAAAAGCACAACUGUUCAGCUAUCAGAUGUAGGUCACUUAUCUCCUAAAUGAAGCUAAACUUAUGGCCAAAGUGCUUAAAAACUACUGACUGUACAAUACCAUGACACAUUUAAUGUAUGCUAGAAGUAAAGCAUUUAAUGUAUGCUAGAAGUAAAGCAUGUGUCACUCUUAAUUCCCUGCUAGUUAGCUGGAUCAUCAUCAAGGGGGAAUGUCUCUAAUUGGUGAGUAAAUAUGCUUGACUUGCAUCUGAAACUAGGCCCUUUUCU